Auxenochlorella protothecoides is the source of this 864-nucleotide messenger RNA. Its product is annotated as Soluble inorganic pyrophosphatase 1, chloroplastic. The record is from RefSeq and is a predicted model, not a curated record. The coding region runs from base 1 to 864 and encodes 287 amino acids. Gene Ontology annotation, biological process: phosphate-containing compound metabolic process. Gene Ontology annotation, molecular function: magnesium ion binding; inorganic diphosphate phosphatase activity. Gene Ontology annotation, cellular component: cytoplasm. The transcript has 6 exons. Lineage: Eukaryota; Viridiplantae; Chlorophyta; Trebouxiophyceae; Chlorellales; Chlorellaceae.
AUGGCUGCCCUGACAACAUCCGUGUUUGCAGGUGUAGGAAAGGCGGCGAUUGCCCAGCCCCGGGCGCCGACCUCCGUGCGGGCUCUGGGUCGGUCUUUUGGGUUGAGGUGCCAGGUCCGGGCGCCGCGGCUGUAUGCCACCUGCGUCCGCUCGAGCCUGGAGACCGAGAAGAAGGGCGACCCCACCACCCCGGAUUACCGGGUGUUCUUCAACCACAAGUCCACCACCGUGUCCCCAUGGCACAACAUCCCCCUCCAUGCCGGGGAUGGCCUGUACAACUUUGUAGCAGAGAUCCCCAAGCAGACCUCGGCCAAGUUCGAGGUCGCCACGGCUGAGCCUCGAACCCCCAUCAAGCAAGACAUCAAGAAGGGCAAGCUGCGCUUCUACCCCUACAACAUCGACUGGAACUAUGGCCUGCUCCCCCAGACGUGGGAGGACCCUGCACACACCAACAGGGACACCAAUGCUGCUGGCGACAACGACCCAGUGGACGUGGUGGAGAUCGGGUCGGCGAGCGCCGAAACCGGCGGCGUGUACAAGGUGAAGGUCCUGGGUGUCUAUGCCAUGAUCGACGACGGUGAGCUGGACUGGAAGGUGAUCGCCAUCCGCGCGGACGACCCCAAGGCCGACAGCGUCAAUGACAUUGAGGACGUCGAGCGCGAGUUCCCCGGCGAGCUGCAAAAGGUGUACGAGUGGUUCCGGGACUACAAGAUCCCGGACGGCAAACCCGCCAAUGCCUUUGGCUUCGACAACAAGGCCCAGAACCGGGCCUUUGCCCUGGAUGUGAUCGAGGAGACGCACCGCUUCUGGCUCGACCUGGUCAGCGGGAAGCGGGAAAACACCGAGGACCUGUCCCUGUUCUGA